This is a messenger RNA of Nomia melanderi (Alkali bee), 1142 nucleotides long. RefSeq lists its product as uncharacterized. The record is from RefSeq and is a predicted model, not a curated record. Gene Ontology annotation, biological process: regulation of cytoskeleton organization. Lineage: Eukaryota; Metazoa; Arthropoda; Insecta; Hymenoptera; Halictidae. Gene Ontology annotation, cellular component: axoneme. Gene Ontology annotation, molecular function: microtubule binding.
CGUUCUACUGCACGAACGAAUUGUCCCACGGAUUCGUGCACGAUUCGGCACGAUAUCGCGUUGAAAAUAUGUUACUUACGAACGCGUGUCUCCUUCGUUGCGUCGAAUAAAGCGUGCCCAACGAAAAAGACAUGCCUACCGAGGAGAACGCGAUGGCCGACGAAAACGGAAAGAUUCCGGAAGAUCAGUUAGGACAGCUGCAGACGUGGAUCGGCACGAUUCCCUUCUCAAAGAGGAACAAAAAUUUAACGAGAGACUUCUCGGACGGUGGUACUCAUUCCCAGCAGCAAUUGCCCACUCGCGAGCGCGUAACGAGACAUUUUUCGUAAUUAUUCUCAGUGCUGAUGGCGGAGGUCCUCAAGGUAUACUACCCCCGUUACGUCGAUCUCCGUAAUUACGUGCCGGCCUGCAAUCUCACGACAAAGAAGGAGAAUUGGAACAUACUGAAUCGGAAAGUGCUCGGCAAAAUCGAUAUGAAAUUGUCGAAAGAGACAGUGAGCCAGCUGGCGAAUUCUCAUCCGGGUGUCGCUGAACAUUUGCUCCUGGAGCUGAGAAAUAAGCUUUUAAAAGAUCCCGAGCAUAAUGCUUUGUUAAAUAUCAAAGAAAAGAACUCUGAGAAGGAAGGAAAGAAGAACGAAGCCGACGUUGUCGAGGAACAUUCGGAUUCCGAUUCUAGUCGUCAAUUAACUUCGAACACGCUCGAUACCGAUAAAUCAACGAUCAGGUGUGUUAAAAGAAGACUCUCCGCUGUUCUACAGUAUCUGCUAGCUUGGCUCUGCUUUUGGACGUACUUCCCGAACAUGAAACUCCGAAGUUCCCGCAACGGAAACGCCGACGCGGCCAGGACGCAAGACACGUCGCAGAAUACCAAUCCGGAAGACGUCGUUCCUCGUCACGUCUGCGCGCAAUUGAAGCAAGAGCUCCUCGAGAAGGACGACAUCAUCUCCACGUUGAACUGCAAAGUCGCGUACCUUGAGAACGCGAUGAAAGUGAAGGACCUUCGGAUAUCGAGCCUGGCCACGCGGAUCCUGCAGAACGCGGUGAAGUCCGAGCAGCUCGCGAGGAACCAAACGAACGCGACGUUGUCCAAGGCUUGUUCUCGGCCGUUGAAUAUUCGCGAGAAGGUGAAAGUGGCGGAGUAA